AUGACAAGCUCUAAAGACUGUCAUGGAGCCACAAUGACAAGCUCUAAAGACUAUAAUGGAGCCAAGCUCCGCCUCCACGUGGUAAUGUUUCCAUGGUUAGCCUUUGGCCAUAUGUUUCCACACUUGGAGCUCUCAAGGCUCAUUGCUCAAAAGGGUCACACCGUCUCUUUCAUCUCCACACCUCACAACAUCGACCGCCUCCUCCCACGGCUGCCGGAGAAUCUCUCAUCCGCCAUCAAUUUCGUCAAAAUCCCACUUCCUUCCGACAACAAACUCCCGGACGACUGCGAAGCCACCACCGACGUUCCUCUCCAUCUUGUACCUUAUCUGAAAAUCGCCAUGGACGGAAUGCAAACCCCGGUGACGGAGUUUCUUGAAUCUUCCAAACCAGAUUGGAUUCUUCAAGAUUUCGUGCCUCAUUGGCUUCCCUCGGUUUCUCGCCGCCUCGGAUGUAAAACUGGAUUCUUGAGCGCUUUUAGCUCCGCGACUUUAGCGACUCUGAUUGCGCCGGGAUUCGAUGAGGAGUACCGUACGUCGCCGGCAGAUUUUCUUACGCCGCCUAAGUGGAUCCCAUUCGAAACUACCGUAGCUUACAAGCUUUACGAGUGCCGGAACUUAUUCAAAGGUUUCAUGGCGACGACCUUCGAAGGGAAUAUCCCCGACGUGGACCGUAUGGCCGGCGUAAUCAACGGUUGUGACGUCAUCGUCGUACGAAGCUGCUACGAGUACGAAGCAAAGUGGUUGGAACUUAUACAGAAGCUUCACGGGAAACCGGUUAUACCGGUGGGAGUUUUACCUCCAAAUUUGGAAGAAAAGUAUGCAGAUAGUGACACGUGGCUGUCUCUAAAAGCAUGGCUGGACUCAAGACAAACCAAAUCCGUUGUCCACGUAUCUUUUGGUUCAGAAGCUAUGCCGAGUCAGACACAGCUAAAUGAAAUCGCUCUCGGUUUAGAGCUUUCCGGUUUACCUUUCUUCUGGGUGUUAAAGACUCAACGUGGACCGUGGGAUACCGAACCGGUCGAGCUUCCCGAAGGUUUCGAAGAGCGGACCAAGGAGAGAGGGAUGGUUUGGAGAGGCUGGGUUGAACUACUGAGAACGUUGAGCCACGAUUCGAUCGGUUUGGUUUUGACUCAUAGCGGUUGGGGAACGCCAAUAGAAGCUAUCCGGUUUGCUAAACCGAUGGUGGUGUUGGCUUUUAUGAAUGACCAAGGUUUAAAUGCCAGGGUGAUAGAGGAGAAAAAGAUUGGGUAUAUGAUCCCUCGGGAUGAGACAGAAGGUUUCUUUACCAAAGAAAGUGUUGCUAAGUCGUUGAGAUUGGUAAUGGAAGAUGAAGAAGGAAAGGUCUACAGAGAGAAUGUGAAGGACAUGAGAGGAGUGUUUGGAGACAUGGAUAGGCAAGAUCGUUAUGUUGAUUCUUUCUUGGAUUAUCUUGUUGCUAAUCGUUAA
Microthlaspi erraticum is the source of this 1446-nucleotide messenger RNA. NCBI's taxonomy places the organism in Eukaryota, Viridiplantae, Streptophyta, Magnoliopsida, Brassicales, Brassicaceae. The record is from the annotation of a GenBank genome assembly.